Eruca vesicaria subsp. sativa (arugula) is the source of this 1170-nucleotide messenger RNA. The record is from the annotation of a GenBank genome assembly. NCBI's taxonomy places the organism in Eukaryota, Viridiplantae, Streptophyta, Magnoliopsida, Brassicales, Brassicaceae.
AUGGGCAGAGCAGCGAGAUGGUUCAAGGGUAUUUUCGGUAUGAAAAAGAGCAAGGAGAAAGAGAACCGAGUUUCCGGCGACGGGGAAUAUUCCGGCAAUGGAGGAGGAGAAGCUGGUGGAUCCCACAUUCACCGGAAAGUUCUCCAAGAAGACUCCGUCUGGCUAAGAACCUACUUGGCGGAAACAGACAAGGAACAGAACAAACACGCGAUAGCGGUUGCUGCCGCCACUGCCGCAGCCGCAGACGCGGCGGUUGCAGCUGCUCAAGCUGCCGUCGCGGUGGUUAGGCUAACAAGUAACGGAAGAGCCGGAGGAUAUUCCGGCGGGAACGGAGUGGAGCGGUGGGCUGCCGUGAAAAUUCAAACAGUCUUCAAGGGCUAUUUGGCGAGGAAAGCAUUAAGAGCUUUGAAAGGGCUAGUAAAGCUACAAGCUUUGGUGAGAGGAUACUUAGUUCGCAAACGCGCCGCCGAAACGCUUCACAGCAUGCAAGCUCUCAUCAGAGCACAAACUAGCGUUCGGUCUCAACGCAUCAACCGCAACAACAUGUUACAUCCACGACAUUCCCUUGAGAGGUUUGAUGAUUCAAGAAGUGAAGUCCAUAGCAAGAGAAUGUCAAUCUCUGUCGAGAGACAUAGUUACAACAACAACAUGUACGAUGAGACCAGUCCCAAGAUUGUUGAGAUUGACACUUACAAGACAAAAUCAAAGAGAAUGAAUGUUGCUGUAUCGGAAUGUGGCGAUGAUUUUAAUUAUCAAGGCAAAGAUUUUGAAUGGAGUUUUCCAGGAGAUAAAUGCAAGUUUCCUACGGCUCAAAACACUCCAAGAUUCUCUUCAUCGAUGGCGAAUAAUCAUCAUUACUAUGCACCGCCUUCACCGGCAAAAAGCGUUUGCAGAGACGUUUGUUUCAGGCCGAGUUAUCCUGGUUUAAUGACACCGAGUUAUAUGGCUAAUACGCAGUCGUUUAAGGCCAAGGUGCGUUCCCAUAGCGCGCCGAGACAGCGUCCUGAUAGAAAGAGGUUGUCUCUUGAUGAGAUUAUGGCGGCUAGGAGUAGCGUUAGCGGCGUGAGGAGGGUCCAACCGCAACCGCAAUUACUGCAACGGCAACAAGAAAAACGUUUUUAUGAUCAUCAGUUUCCUCAAGAACCGGCGGAUUUUAGAUUCUAUAAUUAG